Cariama cristata (Red-legged seriema) is the source of this 1610-nucleotide messenger RNA. RefSeq names its product sodium-dependent lysophosphatidylcholine symporter 1-A-like. The transcript is spliced from 13 exons. The record is from RefSeq and is a predicted model, not a curated record. Gene Ontology annotation, molecular function: symporter activity. Lineage: Eukaryota; Metazoa; Chordata; Aves; Cariamiformes; Cariamidae. Gene Ontology annotation, biological process: carbohydrate transport. The annotation marks the transcript as partial. Gene Ontology annotation, cellular component: membrane.
AUGCCGCCGAAGGACGCGGUGGUGUCCGCAGCCAUGCUUCCAGGUGGUCACGAAGAUGCCGAGCUGCACCAGUUAACCCAAGAAGGAGCUCUCCCACAGGGGAGAGUGGUCUGCAGAGAGGAGAAGCCAGCACUGCCGCUCUGGAGAAAGGUUUGCUACGCUGUUGGGGGCAUUCCCUACCAGAUGACAGGCAACGUCCUUGGGUUUUUCCUCCAAAUCUUCCUCCUGGAUGUUGUGCAGCUGGAGCCAUUCCAUGCCUCUCUGAUCAUUUUCCUUGGGAAAGCCUGGGAUGCGGUUACUGACCCUGCUAUUGGCUUCCUGGUCAGCAAAAGCCCAAGGAGAAAAUAUGGCAAGCUGGUCCCAUGGAUCGCAUCCUCCAUGCCAUUCGGGGUGCUCUGCUACUGCAUGAUGUGGUCCACCCUCUCGGAUGCCACCCCUGCCUCCCUGAAAUUCCUGUGGUACCUGUUCAUGUACAGCUUCUUCCAGACUUGCAUGACUUGCCACCAUGUGCCGUACUCUUCCCUGACGAUGUUCCUGGGAGGAACCCAGAGAGACCGUGACUCAGCCACUGCCUACAGUAAGUGUCUGUGCCCCUACUGCCUGCAUUCCUGGGAGAUCCUCCCUGGAGGAGAGGCGAGAAUGGGGUUAGAGGUGUUCGGCACGCUCCUUGGAUCAGGAAUCCAGGGGCAGAUUGUGGGCAGCUACCAUGCCCACAUGAGGAACGGCUGUUACAUGUCGAACGAGACCGUGCCCAACACCAGCACCUACAGCCUCACGGACUCUCUGGAGAACACGCGUAGAGCCUAUCUAUUUGCAUCCCUGGUCCUGGGCUCCAUCUAUUGCCUGUCCUGUCUGAUUCUCAUCUUUGGAGUCAGGGAACAGCCUGGGCCCCUCAGCCCCCUGGGGAAGGUUGAGCUGCCCUUUGCCAGCUGCCUGAGGAUGAUCGUGGGACACAAGCCCUACACCCAGCUGCUGUGUGCCUUCCUCUUUGCGUCCCUGGCCUUCCAGAUCACACAGGGGAUCUUUGCCUUCUUCUGUACUCAUGCCGUGGGGCUGGCCGGGAAAUUCCAGCAUUUAGUGCUUAUCAUGUUGGUCACGGCUUCCCUCUCUAUUCCCUUUUGGCAGUGGUUUUUGGGGAGAUUUGGAAAGAAAACAGCAGCCUCAGUGGGCCUGUCGCUGAUGAUCCCAGCCCUGGUAGCUGUCACCCAGGUGAUGCACAACUUCCUGGCCUUCGUCUUCCUGGUGAUCAUGGCAGGCUGCAGCAUGGCCGUGCUCUACCUUUUACCGUGGUCCAUGCUGCCAGAUGCGGUGGAUGACUUCAUGCUGAGGAACCCCACCUGCCUCAACCUGGAGGCUCUCUUCUACUCGUUUUACGUCUUCUUCAACAAGUUUGCAGGUGGCCUUGCCGUGGGGAUAUCGACGCUGAGUUUACAUUUUGCAGGUUACCACGCUGAGGACUGCACGUACAACCCCUCCAUCACCCUCGCCCUGCAGCUUCUCAUGGCCCCGGUCCCAAUAAGCCUGCUGCUCAUUGCCAUAAUCAUCUUCUGCCUCCAUCCCAUCAAUGAGGAGAGGAGGAAGAAGAUGAGAACAGAGAUGGAGGCGAUGGG